UUUGUUUUUUUAGCUCUCAGUGCAAAAACUAUUUUGAAACAUCUUCCAGUAGAUUUGUGUCCUAAUCACUGGGUUAAUGUGUAACUUUGCGGACAAGCCGUGAUUUCAGAGGUUUUAAAAUCUGAUAGCAGCUCAAUGCAACUCAUUUCAGCUGGAGAUUCAACAGCACAUAUAGUGUCACGGUCCGGUCUGAGAUAUUUUGGCAAACUACCAAAUAAGAUGAAACUGUUUCUUCUAUUGCUCACCUGGUUUGCAAUGGGAACGGCCAACCGUGUGUAUAUCCAUCCCUUCUCCCUUCUUGACUCUGGAGAUGUAACCUGUGAAGUCACCAGCAGUAAAGACAAGUUUCCUUCAGAGACCACUCAUUCUCUGCCUGCCAUUCAAGACAGCACAGAGCCGGAUCCCCGACCUGCAAUCGAAGAACUAAAUAACCUCACCCAAUGGACUGCUGUGGUGGCCGAACUGCAGAACUCUCAGGGCCUGCGGAUGUAUCAGGCACUGAGCCGCAAGCAAGGGAACUCUAAUAUACUCUUCUCUCCCUACACUGCCUUUGGUACCCUGCUGACAUUGUACCUUGGAACCUCCAAGAGUACUGCCAGUGACUACCAGCAAUUCUUGGGACUCCUCUGGAAUACUGAGAAGUCUGGUUGUGUGAAAGUUAUAAAUGGACACAAGGUACUGCGUGCACUUAAAGCCAUUAGUUCAUUAAUCGACGGACCUAACGAUGAGCUCAAGACACUUGUUUGGACCUUCGUAAGCAGCGACGCCAACUUGUCCAAGGACUUUGUGCAUGGCAUUCAAGAGUUUUCAGAGGCCUCUUUUAUCCGAACAGUGAAUUUCUCCCAGCCAAAAGAUGCUGAGGCACAAGUAAACUCGUUUAUUCAGAAGACAUCCCACAGCAAGGUGGAGAACCUUUUUAAAGAUAUCAGCCUGUCAACAAACCUGCUGUUUGCAACCUCUGUGCAUUUUAAAGGGAACUGGAGAAAAGCGUUCCAACCUGAAAAGACAACUGUACAAGACUUCCGGAUUGAUGAGAAGUCCACUGUGAAAGUACCUCUCAUGACACACACUGGUGACUACAUGCACUUCAGUGAUCCUAAAAAGUUGUUCACUGUAGUCAAACUCGGCCUUGGCAAGCAGACCUACAUGCUAUUGGUGCUCCCUAGUGAAGAAGCCAAACUUCAAGACAUUGAAACUCAGCUACAGACAGACACCAUAUCUACAUGGCAUAAACAUCUAAAGGAGCAAUACCUGGAAUUGUCCCUGCCUAAAUUCUCAAUGACAGCUGUGACUGACCUGAGAUCACUGCUAUCUGAUAUGACGCUUGAUAAAUUGCUGCUGGGUUCUGAUGCCAACUUUCAGAGACUCAGCACAAAGAGCAAUUUCACUGUCGACCAGGUGAUCAACAAAGUGCUUUUUGAGAUGUCCGAGGAAGGAAAGGAGGUUCCGAACAAGUCUCUGGAUGAGCGAGUGCCUCUUAAAGUCACCAUGGACAGACCGUUCCUUUUUGCCAUUGUAGAGGGCAACACUAAUGCUAUACUCAUGCUGGGAAGGAUACUAAACCCAAACAUAUAAAGCACAGUUCAGUCCCAAAUAAUAUGUAAUAUUAUUGUAUUUUCAAGUCAUAUCUUCAUGUAACUAAGCAUAGUUUAUUAUAACAUAGCAAAUGUUUUCUAUAUUAAAGAUGUUUGAAGUUAGAAGUAAAUAAUAAAUAAUAUUAAAUAAUAACUGUCCUCACAACUGCAUAACAGCAGGUCCAUUACUUUCUUAAAAACAAAAAACAAACAAAAAAGUUCAUAUAUUUAUAUAUCUCAUCUAUUCUAAUGUCAUUACACAUUUCAUAGAAUUAAUUUCACAUAUUGUUGUUGGACCUUUGAUCAAAAGCUUGCGAGUUCAGAUCUUAGCUGUUCAGGAACUUUGAUAACCCUCAACUUUUAAUGAGCUGAGAAUAAAGAAUAAGAAUAAAUAGGAAAUUUGGUAUAAGGGCAUCUGCCAAAUGUCAUAAAUGUCAAUGUAAUCGUGAAUUCCAGCAUUAAUAAACCAUAAGAAUUA
Molecule: messenger RNA, 2052 nt
Organism: Silurus meridionalis
Lineage: Eukaryota; Metazoa; Chordata; Actinopteri; Siluriformes; Siluridae
Gene: agt
Product: angiotensinogen
Exons: 5
Coding region: 136-1575 (479 amino acids)
Biological process (GO): regulation of systemic arterial blood pressure by renin-angiotensin
Molecular function (GO): serine-type endopeptidase inhibitor activity
Source: RefSeq, a predicted model, not a curated record